GAGAAUCGUCAUAACCUCGAAACACCGCAAAGUAUUUUUAAAUGACAUACACCAAGAGCAUCAAUAUUAAAACCAGUGUAAUUUUGUUGUUAAAUAGCAAAGCGGUACGAAAACAUAAAAAAUGAUAGGUCCCUUGAAAUUAUCGACAAGUAUCCUUGUGACAACUUCGACAACACUUUUAAAUCAAUCGUUUAAUGUUCUCAAUCAACAAACAAGAAAUGUAGUUCUAUUGAGAAGGAUGUAUCCGAUCAGUCUUAUAAAAAAGGGAGGCAAGGUUCCCAAGAUGAAGCAUAGACAGUUUAUUUAUGAAGUAAUAGAAAAUACAAACACUAGGCCAAAGAAACCAAUAGAUAUGAUAUUAACUCAAUUUGUAGAGGGUGUCGGAGAAAAAGGUGAUAAAAUCAGUUUGAAACCUAUGAAAGCAUACAGAGACUUUUUGCUGCCAGGUUUGGCAGUUUAUUCAACACCAGAAAAUAUAGAAAAAUAUGCAAGUGUUGUUAAAGAAGAAAAAAUAUACAGCUCUAAAACAGCUCCAUUGACACAAAAAUGCUUGACGCCCUUUAAUUUAAUAGUAACCAUGUCUGUCGAUCAGCCUUGGACUCUUGAAAAAUGGCAUAUUAGAGCAAAUUUCAGAAAAGCAAGGGUUCAUGUGACUGACGAGUCAAUAACAAUGCCAGAGAAAGAAAUAAAAGGUCCUAAUUUGGAUUUAGAAGGUAAAGAGUUUUAUGUUACUGUAACCAUCAAUAAUACCGAAUCUGUUAAAGUUCGAUGUACACUGCACCACGAUUCAGCUGACAUGUCUAAGAAACUUGAUCUUCCACCUGAAUUUUGGAAAAUUCCUGGCAAAGCUAUAUUUGAAGAAGAUCAAGAAAUUUUAGAUUCAAUGCCGAGAACUGUAGAAGAGGCCCAAAAGAUGAGACAGGCAGCUUUAUCAUGAUUUUAUUAUUUGUUAAAUAUUUUUUAAAACCAAUAAACAAUCGCA
Messenger RNA from Copidosoma floridanum, 982 nucleotides. RefSeq names its product mitochondrial ribosomal protein L9 (gene mRpL9). The record is from RefSeq and is a predicted model, not a curated record. Gene Ontology annotation, molecular function: structural constituent of ribosome. Gene Ontology annotation, biological process: translation. Lineage: Eukaryota; Metazoa; Arthropoda; Insecta; Hymenoptera; Encyrtidae. Gene Ontology annotation, cellular component: ribosome.